This is a messenger RNA of Mytilus californianus (California mussel), 3241 nucleotides long. RefSeq lists its product as uncharacterized. The record is from RefSeq and is a predicted model, not a curated record. Bases 1 to 2343 code for a protein of 780 amino acids. The transcript is spliced from 14 exons. Lineage: Eukaryota; Metazoa; Mollusca; Bivalvia; Mytilida; Mytilidae.
AUGGAAACAGAUAAUGACGGUUAUCUGGAACUGAAUGAUGGUUAUCUGGAACUUGGUGAUGUUGAUCAAGAGCAUGCAGAUUUUUCCCAAAGGAUUCAAUCUGAAGUAGAAAAUGAAACAGCAGACAGUACCACAUACAUGUACAACCAAGAACAAGAACAUGAAAAUUGGCAUCCAUUCAGCUCAAAGGCAGAAUGUCUUUUGUACAUACUGAUGAAUUCUUCGACCCAUCAUGUUAGCGAUGAAGUUGUCAAAUUUAUUAUAUUUAUGAUGGCUGAAUUGGGUAUUAGCAGUUUACCAACUCUGCAACAGUUGAAAUCAAAAAAGAUUGGGAAAUUUAAUUGGGAAGACAUAGUAACAAAGGGUUUUAAUGAAGAAAAGAUUCCUAUAUGGAUUUUAAAGCCAUCCCAGAUACUAAAACUAGGCCUAGCACAUCCUAAUACAGCCAAGAAACUGAAAAGAUCACCUGAACCAUCAGUUGAAGUAACUCAUCCCGCCAAUGGAAAGAAAUGGACAGAAGAAAUACCCUUUGCUCAACAAAAAGAGGAUGGUACACCAGUGGUAACCAUGCCACUUAACCUCUUCUUAGAUGACACAUCUACACAUAAGAGCAAGCGCUGGUUGCCACUGCAUUGUGUUCAGAUGCAAUUGACAGGACUGCCUAUUGAAAUGCGCCAGAAACAAAAUUACAUUCAGUUUGUUGGAGCAACAGAGAAAGGAGACAUUAUGGAUGUGGUGAAAAUGAUUGGUGAGGACAUCAAAGAUAUAAAUGAAAAUGGUAUUGAUGGGUAUGAUGCACACAAGCAGGAAAAGUGCAGUAUCAGUACAGCAGUUUCAGCAGUAGUGUCUGAUACAGCUAUGACAUCAUACUGCUGUAAUCACUUGGGGGCUACAGCCACAAAAUACUGUCCAAGAUGUGAGGCAGAUGCUGGUCAUUUUAUGACUCUAGCUCAAAGGAGAACUCCUGCCAAGACACAACAACAUCUCACAAGACUAAAUAUGCGUUCCUCAGAGAAUGACAAGAAAGAACUUAGGAGAAAGAAAGGUGUUAAAGAACAUUCAAAUGAGCUAUGGGAUUUAUUAGAUCCUCAUCGAGAUAUGCCAGUAGGUCUUUUACAUCUGAUACCAUUGGGGCUGGCACAGCACCUCAUCAAAUUUAUAUUCAGUAUGCUGCCAGAGGAAGUAAUAGACAAACUUAUGCUGCAUCUCUUAUAUAUGGUUCCUGGCUGCCAGUUUAUUGCUUUCAAUAAACAUUUAGGCAGCAGACAAGGGAAAGACUUUAAACAAUAUUUGCAGAUGGCACCCAUUAAUAUGGCAUAUGCAGGGGUUGCAAGGAAAUACAUAAAACUUGUUGUUAGCCUGGCAAAGAUACAGAAGAUGCUAAAUGAAACAUUGUAUGGAGAGGAGGAUUUGGAAGAAAUGAGAGAAGCUAUUAGAGAAUACCAUCAACUGAUAAUACUGCAUGCACCGAAAUUGACAAAUAAAGUUAAAACUCAUCUUUUACUUCAUGUGAUUGAAGAUAUAGAACGACAUGGACCACCUUCUGCAUACGUAGAAGAUGGAUUUGAAAGGAACCAUGGGAACAUCAGAGAUUGCAUCUUCAACCAAAAUCAAAAGGCCAGGAGUAGGGACACCAGUGUACAAUUUGCCAAACAGCUGUUAUGUAGUCAUGUUGUAACUGGUGGUUAUUAUGAAACUGAUGACACAUGGAUUCAAGCAGCAAACAGUGUUCUUAAAUUAUCUUCAAAAGUUGUGGUUAAAAAGUACCUUGGGAUUGAAGACCUGCUAGAAACAAGCAACAAACCUGUUGGAGCCAUUUCUUUUUUAAAGAGAGGCUCAGGAUUACGCCCAGUCAUUGAAAACCCAGAUGAAGAUGUCUUCAUUCAAGCUAUGUUGAAAGUAAAUUAUGGACUAGAUAGUUACAGUUUAACGAGGGGAUCGGCUGUUAGAGCAGCUUCAGGGGAGAUAGUCCACUCUGGACAAUGGGUCAAAUUCCUGAAUGAAGAUGAAGAUGAAUGUUUUGCCCAGUUUAAGGAAGGAUUUAUUGUUAGGGAUAACAAUUCAAUCCCUAAGAACAUUGCACUUCUGGAUGUUCUAAACUUUCUAGAUGACAAGGAGGCAGGCUGCCCAAAACUCAAAUUAACUGGAAAUAUGUUAAUGAUUCCAACUGAAGCAGUGGUGAAAAGGGCAAGAAUGUAUCAUGAUUGCAGGGGAGGAGCCUGUAGAACUGUUCAACGAUUACAGACAGAAAGAAUUGAGCAGGAACAUGUUGUAAAAGAAAAGUUGUAUAUAAAACAUAAUUCACAAUAUAAAGUAUAUAUUUUGAAUAUUUAUGCUCUUUAAGGUAGUUCAGGGGUUUAGACAGAAUUUCCUUAUACUUUGCCAAAAUAAAGAUUUUACUAUGCUUUUUUUUUUAAAAUGAUAUAAAGUAUGGGUCACCGCACUUUUUUUCAAGGUACGAGUAGUUCAAAAUUGCCAAAAUCUGCUUAGAUUGUUCAUGAAAAAACACAUUUUUGUGCAUUAAAGGAAAUCUAUGAGACAGAAUUUUGAAAUAAAAUAUGAGAAGAUAGGUAUUAUUAUAUAUUUUAAGAAAAUAAAAAGAAAAAAUGGUUUCACCGAAAUUGUUUUCUUGCUACAAGUAAAAAAUGAAAAUUUCCCUAUAUGUCCAGUAUAAAUUAUGUACUAAAAGAGCUAUCUCCCCUUAAAUGGCUUAUUUGAAAAAUUAAUUCUAAAAGCACAAAUAUUUGGUAUUUGUUAAAACAUUUUCGAUAAUGCAAUUAAUAACUAAUUUUUUUUUAUAGAUAUAAACAGUGUGACCAAUAAAUUGCAAAUCUGUCUCCAAAUUUGCAGAUUUGGGUAAAGAACUAGACCGAUUAUUUACUGUGAUUGUACAAUUCAAGAUGGCGGUAUACCCCUGAACUCCCUUAACAUGUAUAUGCUAUCAAUUUUUGAAAGAAUCAGGAAGUUGGUGAAGCAACACCAUAUGCAUUUGCCACAUUGAAUAUUUGAGCCAUAAUUGUUUGAUAGAAUGAUUGUAAGGUGUGAAUGUCUGUCUGGCAUGUGUAAGUUGAACUGUACCUAAUUUUCAUGGUUCAUUGGUAUAAGUUAAUUUUUUAUGAGGUUUUCUCCAGAUAUACUUUUAGAAAUAGGUGUACGUAUGGUGUAUAUGAUGAUUGUCUGAAUUCAUGUUUCUAAAUGUUAAUUUAAGGUAAUGCUUGUGGUAUACUCUCAUUUUUUCAUU